AUGUCGGCGCAAAUAAGCAGGUAUGUCGUUGCCCUUUCGCAGCCGAUGUCAUCCUUUGACAAGCCACUCACAGCUACUCUGCAGAUCAGAGGAGAAGUGUAUGACGUGACGGAGUUCGUUGAUUCACAUCCGGGAGGAGCGGCAAUGAUGCUGAAGUAUGCCGGACGAGAUGCAACAGCUGCCUACGAGCCUAUACACGCCUCGGGUACCAUUAACAAGUAUCUGUCAGAGGCGCAAAGACUUGGCGCUGUUGCGGAUGAGGCAGACGAGUCCUACGAAGACUCGAUAGCGACGCGACGAGAAUCACCUGUCCAUGCACCAUUAACGAGACCGAGAGAUGACCAAGUCAUUGGCACACGACCUCGAAAGCGGCCCAGACUCUCGUCCAUGAUAUCAAUCGCGGACUUUGCCCACGCUGCCGAGGUACUGCUGCCCACCACCUCAUACGCCUUCCUCGGCACUGGCGCGGAGGACAACCACUCCAUCACUCGCAACCAUACAACAUGGCAAACUGUACGGCUUCGACCUCGAGUUCUGCGCCCUAUCCCAUCCGCUCCGAACACCCGCCGGAGGAUUCUCGGAAACGACUUCUCUGCGCCGUUCUUCGUGUGUCCCGCCGGCGGAGCCAAGCUCUGCCAUCCCGAGGGCGACACACUUCUCACGCAAGCUGCGGAUCAGCAAGGGCUUCUUCACUGGGUCUGUAAGCGAGAGGGCGACCUCAAAGCGAGGAUUGCGGAGGAAGGAGUGGAUGGAGAUGCUGCUGAGGAGGAUGACGACGGCGAAGGCUUCAAGAAGCAGCCGAAGAUCGCGCGGCCGCCGGUCUACGUCGACUUUACCUUCGAUAGCGCGGUCGCCUGGCUACGAGGUCUCACAACGCUGCCGAUCGUGAUUAAGGGCAUACAGACCUGGGAGGACGCCCUACUAUGUCACCAGUAUGGAGUGCAUCCAUGGCUCAGUAAUCAUGGCGGGAGACAACUCGAUUCCGCACCAUCGGCGUUGGAGACUCUGCUUGAUAUCCGUGAAUUCUGCCCAGCGGUCCUGCAGGAAUGCGAGGUCUUUGUGGACGGCGGUAUCACACGUGGCUCGGAUAUUGUGAAGGCAAUAGCUCUUGGUGCUCGCGCUGUUGGCAUAGGAAGAGGCUUCCUGUAUCCGAUGGUGUUUGGGCAACGGGGUGUUGAGAAGGCUAUGGAGAUCCUGAAGCACGAGAUUGAAACGACACUGGCAUUAAUUGGUGUCAUGUCUCUUGACGAGCUGGGUCCACAGCAUGUCGAUACAAGAAGGGCGUUCCACAGCCUUGCAAGACUCUGA
Molecule: messenger RNA, 1308 nt
Organism: Cyphellophora attinorum
Lineage: Eukaryota; Fungi; Ascomycota; Eurotiomycetes; Chaetothyriales; Cyphellophoraceae
Product: Cytochrome b2, mitochondrial
Exons: 5
Coding region: 1-1308 (435 amino acids)
Molecular function (GO): oxidoreductase activity; heme binding
Source: RefSeq, a predicted model, not a curated record